UAUGACCCGGUUAUGUUUGGCUGUUUUCGACUGUUGACCCGGUAGCGAAUGAAGGAGGGGUCAUUCGGGUUACCCGCUCACGAACAUGGCGUGGAGGGGUUGCGUUUUAAGAUGGGCUAGGGCUGACAUCAUUAGUACAGCAACCAGAGGAAACAGAUUCACCCUCAACACUCAACAGAGAUGUAGCUUCAGGAAAGCAGCGAAGGAGACAAAGACCAAGAAGGGGGUCAUAGAGGAGACAGGGCCCUCACACACAGAGCCCAGUGAAAGGCUCAUCCACAAGAGGGGUGUAUCUCCCCCCGUGGAGCCCUCAGUGGCAUACACACACCCAAGGAGCUUUGGCAGACUGGUCAAGCCCCUGGUGUUCACAAUAGGGUUUACAGCCUGUUCAUUUGGCACAGCGGCCAUCUGGCAGUAUGAGUCACUAAAGUCCCGGGUCCAGAGCUACUUUGACGAGGAACGGGCCAACUGGCUGGAGAAACUACGGCCGCAGAAACAGGGGGAUCUUCGCAAACGGAUCAACCAGUGGUGGAACAGCUUGAGUGAGGGACAACGUACUGUUACAGGGAUCAUAGCUGCUAAUGCUGUGGUGUUUUGCUGUUGGAGAGUGCCAUCCCUCCAGCGCUCUAUGAUCAAAUACUUCACAUCCAACCCUGCCUCCAAAACCCUGUGUUUCCCCAUGCUCCUGUCCACUUUCAGCCACUACUCCUUCUUCCACAUGGCGGCCAACAUGUAUGUCCUCUGGAGCUUCUCCUCCAGCAUCGUCUCCAUGCUAGGCAGGGAGCAGUUCAUGGCUGUCUACGUGUCUGCAGGUGUUAUCUCUACGAUGUUCAGCUAUGUGUGUAAGACAGCCAGCGGGCGCUUAGGUCCCUCUCUUGGAGCGUCAGGAGCCAUCAUGACAGUCUUGGCUGCCGUCUGUACCAAAAUGCCAGAGGCUAAGCUGGCAAUCAUCUUCCUCCCGAUGUAUGCUUUCUCUGCAGGCAAUGCAUUGAAAGCCAUAGUAGCUAUGGACACAGCAGGUCUAGUUUUAGGAUGGCGGUACUUCGACCACGCGGCCCAUCUAGGUGGAGCUAUUUUUGGCAUCUGGUACAUCAUGUAUGGCCAUGAGCUGAUAUGGAAGAAUCGCGAGCCUCUAGUAAAGGUGUGGCACGACCUUAGGACGAAGGGUCCUGGUGGGGGAGGAAACGGUGGCAGCGGCCCCCUGUAGAGCGCACUGGACUGGGUGAAUGCAUAUGGAUGGACUGGCCUUGUUAAUUUAUGUAUAAAUUUAUGUAUAAAUUAACAGAUGACAAUAGAUUGUUAAUAGUAGGUCUUCCCUGUGGCUCAGUUGGUAGAGCAUGGUGUUUGCAACGCCAGCAUAGUGUGCAACGCCAGGGUUGUGGGCCAGUACAAAAUAAAUAAAAAAUAUAUUAAAAAAAUAACAAAUGAAAUGUAUGCAUUCACUACUGUAAAUCGCUCUGGAUAAGAGCGUCUGCAAAAUGACUAAAAUGUAAAAAUGUAGUAUCAACAGCCUUGCUGGCCACACAAACCAAAGCCCAACUCUCCAUUUACCCCACACACACAAGCUCUACGUUUGUCUCUCAAACUCACACAUGUAAAUGCCAUCUGUAUUCAGUGCUCUCUCACUAACUUAUACACACACACUACAAAAUAAUGCAGGGCUUUUGUGAUAAUCAUGCUUGUAUGUGUUUGUGAGAGAAGAGAGGACACAAUGGGGACAUAUUGUGAAUACAGGCCCUAGUGUAACUCAACAAAGUGUUGAUCUAGAAUUAGUUUAACCUUUUUACAUCAUAAUCAGUAAGAUUAUAUGUGAAUACGGACCCAGGAGCCUACAGGUCGUCAUCAUCUCCCCAAAUGCUGAGGUGGAGGCCUAAACCCUAAGAUACGAAAACCACACGGUCACGAAACCCCUCCCACUGUCACUACAGGGGAUGGCGAGGGAGCUAUUGUGUCAAAAACCAAUGAUAUCACAUCUACACGUGCUUUUAUAUGAUGAUACACGUGUAUAUGAUGUCUAUUUUCAAGAGCACUCAUUAUUCACUGGUCCCUGCAAAGAGCAGGUGUUCAUGUUUUGUAGACUCUGUGUGUGUGUGUACAGGAAUAUUUGUUGUAGAUUAAAGAAAACCAUUUAGUUUAUUUGAUUCAAAUAAAAUGUGCAUUUGUCUUGA
Salmo salar (Atlantic salmon) is the source of this 2168-nucleotide messenger RNA. Its product is annotated as presenilin-associated rhomboid-like protein, mitochondrial. Lineage: Eukaryota; Metazoa; Chordata; Actinopteri; Salmoniformes; Salmonidae. The record is from RefSeq and is a predicted model, not a curated record. Gene Ontology annotation, molecular function: serine-type endopeptidase activity. Gene Ontology annotation, cellular component: membrane.